This is a messenger RNA of Drosophila erecta, 828 nucleotides long. RefSeq lists its product as uncharacterized. The annotation marks the transcript as partial. Lineage: Eukaryota; Metazoa; Arthropoda; Insecta; Diptera; Drosophilidae. The transcript is spliced from 6 exons. The record is from RefSeq and is a predicted model, not a curated record.
AUGCAACUUGCUACUAUUUGUCUUAUCUUAAUGUUACAAGCUGGAAAAAACGAAUGCGGCCUAAAAAGUCACGCUGAACUAAUACGCUUAGCGAUAAAGGCGGAUAAUAAGAUUAAGGAUCUUAUCCAUAAAGUCUCAGGUUUUGUAAAGGGCAACUCAGAGUUUAAAGAUAACUACGAAAACCUAAGAAUCCCGUUGAUGGAAAAUUAUACAAGUCUACCAACUAAAUUAGUACAUAUUCGAGAAUUUAAGGUUUACAACAUGGAAAGACUUAAUUUAGAGGAAAGAAUCAAAUCAGCGAUUUCUAAGCUACACACACCAAUAUCAGACGAUUGCAAAAAUUUGAGUACAAAUCUUCGUAAGCAUAUGUUAUUAAUGUUGGUUGCUACCAAUAAAAAAAAGAUUGAUGCCUUACAUAACUUUGAAAACGGAUCUUGCCAAAUGGAGUCAAGCAGCCCUAAUAUUAAAUCUUUCUCCGAUCCGGCCAUCACUUCCAUUCCUACAACCAAAAUAUACGGAAAUUUAAAACUUACCAAUAAGUUCGUCAAUAAUCUGCAAACAGAAUUUUUUAAGUCGAGUGUACUCCAAACAUUUGCGUCAAAAAACAUUUGUAAAAGCUCACUUAACGUAUCUGACAUUUGUCUAACUACCGAAACGAAGAUGGCAUACACCUCUAGCAUGCCUUCUGUUUUAACUGAAGAUCCGAGUCACCAUAUAUCUCCAGCUUGCGAAACACAUGAGCUUUUGUCUUGUCGAAAAUUUGUUAUAAUUUCAUUUAUCACUGGGGAAUGUUGCUGUCCGAAUAGCCAGAAAUACAAAAUUAAAGAA